AAACGCCACCACUUUCCCUUCUUAUAUACCCCUGGCCCUUAUCUUGCCUAGCUAUAUAUCCCUCGUCCUCCCUCUUCCAUCCUUGUUCAAUUCACAUCUCCCUCCCUCCCUCCAGCCCGGCCGCGCUCUCGAUCGAUCCAUCCGUGUUCUUCUUCAUUCCUGUAUACCACACACCUAGCUCGAUCAGCUGUUGAUUCUUCCUCUCCUGCUGCUAAUUAAUUUAUUCCCCCCACGCUCACCAAUAAGCUCAGCUAUUAGGAAGCUGAGUAAGAGGUGGUGCAAGAUUUAUUCCGAAGGAUACAUAGAGCUGAGCUUCAGAUAGCAGUCUCUGUUGGCGAUUGGGUGAUCGAUCGAUCGAGGAUGUGCACCAGGGGCCACUGGAGACCAUCGGAGGACGAGAAGCUGAAAGAGCUCGUCGCGCUAUACGGGCCGCACAACUGGAACGCCAUCGCCGAGAAGCUUCAAGGGAGAUCAGGGAAAAGCUGCAGGCUGAGGUGGUUCAAUCAGCUGGACCCGAGGAUCAACCGGAGCCCCUUCUCGGAGGAAGAGGAGGAGCUGCUCCUCGCCUCGCACCGCGUCCAUGGCAAUAGGUGGGCCGUCAUCGCCAGGCUCUUCCCCGGGCGCACCGACAACGCCGUGAAGAACCACUGGCAUGUGAUCAUGGCCCGGCGAUGCAGGGAGCGGAUGAGGAUGUCCAACAGGCGCGGCGCCCCCAGUGCAGCCCCCGGCGGUGCUGCGGAAGAUGAAAAUAACAACCCUAGGAACGCCAAGAUGCCGAGGACGGAUUCGAGCAGCAUGGCCUCCUUGCUAGGCAAGUACCGAAGAGAAUUUGCAGUCCCCUUUGCCAUUAACAAUGAUAGCAACAAGGAGGAUUAUUGUUCAACUACUAACGAAGAAGCAGACGACAUGAACAAAUCGGUUGAAUUCUACGACUUUCUCCAAGUGAAUGCAAACUCGAGCGACACCAAGUGCUGUUCGAGCAUCGAGGAGCAAGAGGAAAACCGGGAUGAUCAAGCUGAAGGGCAAGUGCCGUUCAUAGAUUUCCUGGAGGUUGGGGCUUCUCAUCGCCAAUGAUUUAUAUAUAAAUAUUUAACUAGGGAUGCAUCCAAAGCAAGUUGUAAUGCUUUGUGAAAGAGGCAUGCUGCAAAUAGAAGUCUAACACCAAAGACACUUAUAGAGGAAGCAAAAUGCACCGUACAUAAUACAUGACAUGUAAUUUAUUGAUGUAUACAUAUCUGUCCUAUCCACCAUGGUUGGUGCAUAUAUGUGCAAAAUAUUUUGAGAUAAAUGAAGAAUUAAUUAUUCUCUC
This is a messenger RNA of Panicum virgatum (switchgrass), 1309 nucleotides long. Its product is annotated as transcription factor MYB52-like. Gene Ontology annotation, biological process: regulation of DNA-templated transcription. Bases 361 to 1074 code for a protein of 237 amino acids. The transcript is spliced from 3 exons. The record is from RefSeq and is a predicted model, not a curated record. Lineage: Eukaryota; Viridiplantae; Streptophyta; Magnoliopsida; Poales; Poaceae. Gene Ontology annotation, cellular component: nucleus. Gene Ontology annotation, molecular function: RNA polymerase II cis-regulatory region sequence-specific DNA binding; DNA-binding transcription factor activity, RNA polymerase II-specific.